UACUACAAGUCGCCCCCUCCACCAUACUACAAACCCUCUCCAUCUUACUACAAAUCCCCUCCACCUCCACCAAAGUAUGUCGAGAAAUCACCAGCCUACUACAAGUCACCCCCUCCACCAUACUACAAGCCCUCUCCAUCUUACUACAAAUCCCCUCCACCUCCACCAAAGUACGUCGACAAAUCACCAACCUACUACAAGUCACCCCCUCCACCAUACUACAAGCCCUCUCCAUCUUACUACAAAUCCCCUCCCCCUCCACCAAAGUACGUCGACAAAUCACCAACCUACUACAAGUCACCCCCUCCACCAUACUACAAGCCCUCUCCAUCUUACUACAAAUCCCCUCCCCCUCCACCAAAGUACGUCGACAAAUCACCAACCUACUACAAGUCACCCCCUCCACCAUACUACAAGCCCUCUCCAUCUUACUACAAAUCCCCUCCCCCUCCACCAAAGUACGUCGACAAAUCACCAACCUACUACAAGUCACCCCCUCCACCAUACUACAAGCCCUCUCCAUCUUACUACAAAUCCCCUCCCCCUCCACCAAAGUACGUCGACAAAUCACCAACCUACUACAAGUCACCCCCUCCACCAUACUACAAGCCCUCUCCAUCUUACUACAAAUCCCCUCCCCCUCCACCAAAGUACGUCGACAAAUCACCAACCUACUACAAGUCACCCCCUCCACCAUACUACAAGCCCUCUCCAUCUUACUACAAAUCCCCUCCCCCUCCACCAAAGUACGUCGACAAAUCACCAACCUACUACAAGUCACCCCCUCCACCAUACUACAAGCCCUCUCCAUCUUACUACAAAUCCCCUCCCCCUCCACCAAAGUACGUCGACAAAUCACCAACCUACUACAAGUCACCCCCUCCACCAUACUACAAGCCCUCUCCAUCUUACUACAAAUCCCCUCCCCCUCCACCAAAGUACGUCGACAAAUCACCAACCUACUACAAGUCACCCCCUCCACCAUACUACAAGCCCUCUCCAUCUUACUACAAAUCCCCUCCCCCUCCACCAAAGUACGUCGACAAAUCACCAACCUACUACAAGUCACCCCCUCCACCAUACUACAAGCCCUCUCCAUCUUACUACAAAUCCCCUCCCCCUCCACCAAAGUACGUCGACAAAUCACCAACCUACUACAAGUCACCCCCUCCACCAUACUACAAGCCCUCUCCAUCUUACUACAAAUCCCCUCCCCCUCCACCAAAGUACGUCGACAAAUCACCAACCUACUACAAGUCACCCCCUCCACCAUACUACAAGCCCUCUCCAUCUUACUACAAAUCCCCUCCCCCUCCACCAAAGUACGUCGACAAAUCACCAACCUACUACAAGUCACCCCCUCCACCAUACUACAAGCCCUCUCCAUCUUACUACAAAUCCCCUCCCCCUCCACCAAAGUACGUCGACAAAUCACCAACCUACUACAAGUCACCCCCUCCACCAUACUACAAGCCCUCUCCAUCUUACUACAAAUCCCCUCCCCCUCCACCAAAGUACGUCGACAAAUCACCAACCUACUACAAGUCACCCCCUCCACCAUACUACAAGCCCUCUCCAUCUUACUACAAAUCCCCUCCCCCUCCACCAAAGUACGUCGACAAAUCACCAACCUACUACAAGUCACCCCCUCCACCAUACUACAAGCCCUCUCCAUCUUACUACAAAUCCCCUCCCCCUCCACCAAAGUACGUCGACAAAUCACCAACCUACUACAAGUCACCCCCUCCACCAUACUACAAGCCCUCUCCAUCUUACUACAAAUCCCCUCCCCCUCCACCAAAGUACGUCGACAAAUCACCAACCUACUACAAGUCACCCCCUCCACCAUACUACAAGCCCUCUCCAUCUUACUACAAAUCCCCUCCCCCUCCACCAAAGUACGUCGACAAAUCACCAACCUACUACAAGUCACCCCCUCCACCAUACUACAAGCCCUCUCCAUCUUACUACAAAUCCCCUCCCCCUCCACCAAAGUAUGUCGAGAAAUCACCAGCCUACUACAAGUCACCCCCUCCACCAUACUACAAGCCAUCUCCGUCUUACUACAAAUCCCCUCCACCUCCUUCAAAAUACAUUGAGAAGUCACCAGCCUAUUACAAGUCACCCCCUCCACCGUACUACAAGCCAUCUCCAUCUUACUAUAAUUCCCCUCCACCUCCACCAAAGUACGUCGACAAAUCACCAACCUACUACAAGUCACCCCCUCCACCAUACUACAAGUCGUCUCCGUCUUACUAUAAAUCCCCUCCACCUCCACCAAAGUACAUUGAGAAGUCACCAACCUACUACAAGUCACCCCCUCCACCGUACUACAAACCAUCUCCAUCUUAUUACAAAUCCUCUCCACCACCAUCAGAGUACAUCGAGAAGUCACCAAUCUACUACAAGUCACCUCCUCCAAAGUACAUCGAGAAGUCACCAGUCUACUAUAAGUCACCCCCUCCACCGUACUACAACUCGCCACCACCACCAGUUACAAACUACUACAAGCAAACACCCACGUAUGCCUCACCUCCUCCACCAGCAAAGUACCAAAAAACUCCCACCUAUAGUUCACCUCCACCCCCACCAACCUACUAUUGAUUUUAAAGUCACCUUGCCUCGAUAAUUUUCAUUAUUCCCUUGGCUUUUGACUUCUUUGCAAUCAUCUUUUUCGGAGCUUUUUCAUUUAUUUUUCUACUUCAGUGAUCUAAAUUAUAUGUAUUCUUGCAUAAAUCAUUAAUUUAUGAUUCGACUCAUUGUAUCAAAGAUCUUUUUUGAUGUAAUUUAUUGAGAAAUCUAUUUCUUCAAUAUUAUGUGUCAGAUUAGAGA
Messenger RNA from Solanum pennellii, 2832 nucleotides. RefSeq names its product extensin-2-like. NCBI's taxonomy places the organism in Eukaryota, Viridiplantae, Streptophyta, Magnoliopsida, Solanales, Solanaceae. The transcript has a single exon. The annotation marks the transcript as partial. The record is from RefSeq and is a predicted model, not a curated record.